GGAAACAAAAGCAUGGGACGUGUGGUUAUAUUUUCAUGCAACAUUCAGGAGACAAAAACAGUUUCAAUUUGUCAACAAGUGUUUUACGAACGACAUGAGGAAGGAGAUAUUUGUAUUGGAAGAUAAUAUGUGUUUUUACUGAGCAGUCUAAAAAAGGUUAAUUCUACGUAUUCUCGGAAUCAGUGCAUUACACUGUCAAAUGAAAUAAACUGAAGGUAUUGCAAGGUUAUUAACGUUCGAAAUUACGUGCAACACAAAAUGGAUAACCCGAAACAAAUGUUGCAACGACAAAAUUGUAUUUCUAACGGUAAGGAGGACGAUGACGUGAGCGUGAUUGCUAUAAUAGAAAAAGAAGACGAUCGUUCAUCGCGACAGCAAUCCGAAAGACCCAGUGAGAAACAAGAACGACCGGAGGAAACUGUCGCGGAGGAAUAUAGGAACUUGGAACUUUUACCGAAACUGCCUCUCGGUAGGUUUAAUAUCAAGCAGGAUAAAAAGUAUAAAGACGACAGUGAUUACGUGCGUGAUUCCACGGAAACGAGCAGUGGCGGUUCAUCUUCCGGUAGUGGCGUUGCUAAAGUGAGGAGAGUUCGAACCGUAAGGAAAACCCGCAGCGCAGCAGAAGUAAGAAGAAAUCCAGUACGCGCGAAGAAGAAGGACCCCGACAAAAAUUUCCCGCGAUUAAGACAGCGGUUACUUUCCGCGAAAAGGAAAGAGAUGCUUUUCGACCCAGAGCCCAGUAAACGAGGCAAAUCUUCCACAAAGCCGUACAUGAACACGAGGUCCGUCACGAGAAAAAUGUACAACGUAGGAGCGACUUAUCAGGCGCCCACCAUGAAGGAUGCUCUGGAAUGGAAGGAAUGGCCUGUGCAUGGAAUGCACGAGAGACCAGUCUUCCAUCCACAGCUUGGUCUGGCUGCUGAAUAUUUGGGACGGUAUUUUACGAGCUUCGACGGACUUUCCUAUUGCGAAAUCAUAGAUCGGCCGGAAGUGGAGGUAGUGUCUGUCGAUCCCCUACGCGAUUCUCUUCCUUCGUUCUACGAGAAAAGAAGAGGCAAAAUUAAGACCAAAAGCUCCACGAAUGUUAAACCAAAGAAUUCUUCAGAAAAGAAAAAAUCGUUUGAAAAUUGUAUGCACGAAAGUUUUCAUUGUGUUCUCGGUUACUGCUCGCAGGUAAUGACUCCUACUUAUAAGAACACCGUGGAGGAAAAGCUGGAUAUGCUGAAUGAAAACAAAACGUGUACUAUCGUCAAAGAAACACAGCAGCCUGUAAACGCUGUUGAAAACAGUCCUAUAAGCAAGUCACCAAAUAAUUCUAAAGAGAAUAUACAGAAAUCUCAAGAAAGUAAAGCUGCGGAUAGUUACACAGCAGUUGUGAUACCACAGAACGUUAAGAACUUCAAUCAGAUUCCAAAAACGCAAUUGUUUCCAGCGCACAAAGUCUACCUUGCAAAUACACAAAAGUCUAUCGCCUUCAGUAACGUGAGAACGCUUCAGGGAGGACAAAUGAAGAUUCAAGAGGUUAUACGACCUAGCAAGAAUCCUUUCAUAUUAGUUAAUACAGAUACCAAGGAUACGCGGUUUCUAAAAUCUACAUCAAGCAACGUGAACGUAAAACCAGCGGAUACACCGGUUCUUGAAGAAAAUUUAGGCGAGUUAUCAUCGAUAUACAAACACUUCGACCUCAGCGAACAGAUGUCCUCGAAGAAGACUCCACCGAAACGCGAGAAGAAGGUAGAAUUCGCCAUGACCAGAUACUUGCUGAACACCGCAAAGCAAACCAAGAUUCAGAUACCAAAUGUUGGCGAAGGGAAUUUGUAUUGCGAGGUGCCUAAAAAGGGUCAAGGACAAGGUGUGAACAAGACUUGUUACACCAACGAAGCUUCAGAGAUUGCAAAGAUCCUCUCUGAGUACAACAAGAACACUGCUAAAAAGUCAACCCCAGAGAACACCCCUUUCUGUUCUGUGAAGAAUAUCAGAGUCAAUGAACUUUGCAACAAAGACGAGAACACGAACCAAAACUCCCCGGAAAGAAAUAGAAAUAUUUCGUUUCCCCAGGGAAAGUGGAGGCGGUUCCACUUGACUAUGGGAAAGCCAAAGGACUUGAAAAGUAAUACGACUGAUCAAAGAUUUUUAUCGGGUAUUCAAAACAGACAGUCGCUCUUCAGAAUCAAUCCGACAGGCUUGGAUUCCACGCCUGGGAGAAUGAUCGAAGUGUCGAAGCACGUGGAGACGCUUCAGCGAAACCAGACUACAACGAAUGCUGAGAAGAAAGAGAGCACGUCUACGGUGAAUGACGAUGCUGAUUCGACGGGGACCAAGGCACAGUACCUGCAGGACUUGCUUGAAGACACAGCCAUGUUGUACUGUGCAGCCACUGGCACACAUCAGGACGAUCUAGCUACUUAUAUUGACACUUUGGAUGCUGUGCAGAGUGUGCAAUGGUUGGACACUUGCAAGAAUCCGAGUAGAUAA
Molecule: messenger RNA, 2475 nt
Organism: Megachile rotundata (alfalfa leafcutting bee)
Lineage: Eukaryota; Metazoa; Arthropoda; Insecta; Hymenoptera; Megachilidae
Source: RefSeq, a predicted model, not a curated record